CUUCAACAUUUCCCAUUCGCACCCAUAACCCUUGAUUCGAUAUCGCCAAACCACCACCCGCCUUUUCUCUUCUCUUCUGUCCUGUCCUCUCCUGUCUUCUCCCCCUCCUAUUCCGUUCCAUCCCAAGGACUUUUCAUUCGAGGUGUCAUAUCAUUCGCAAUUCACACACCGCAAUCAUGUCGGACAAGAAGAAUGAGGACUACACCAUUCGCAUGCCCGAGUCGGGUAUGCGAAGUCCUUUCGGCGCUGAGAAGGACCCCUUCAUCCCCCCUCGGCCAGCGCGAGUCGCAGCGCAUCCGGGUCUGAACUCCAAGAUAGCCAUGAUUGAGAACAACCCUGGUAUCUCUAUUAUGGCCUAUUGCUUUUCCUCCAUCAGUAUGACCGUUGUCAACAAAUACGUGGUAUCCGGUUCAGAGUGGAACAUGAACUUCUUCUAUCUUGCGAUUCAGGCUAUCGUGUGUAUCUCUGCGAUUGAGAUAUGCCGGCAAUUGGGCCUAAUCACGAACCUCGCAGCCUUUGAUUUCAACAAGGGAAAACGAUGGUUCCCCAUCUCCUUCCUCCUAGUCGGUAUGAUCUACACGAGUACGAAGUCGCUACAAUACUUGUCGGUUCCUGUCUACACCAUCUUCAAGAACUUGACCAUCAUUGCCAUCGCCUAUGGUGAGGUUCUAUGGUUCGGAGGAAGCGUUACGCCGCUGGCGCUGCUAUCUUUCGGUCUCAUGGUUCUCAGCUCGGUCAUUGCGGCCUGGGCGGAUACCCGCAGUGCUAGCCAAACCGCCGAAGCUGCUGCUGCCCUUGCUACCUUGAACGCCGGAUACGCCUGGAUGGGUUUGAAUGUAUUCUGUACCGCUUCUUACCUUUUGAGUAUGCGUAAGGUUAUCAAGAGCAUGAACUUCAAGGAUUGGGAUACUAUGUUCUACAACAACCUUCUCACUAUCCCUAUUCUUGUCGUCUGCUCCCUUCUCGCCGAGGAUUGGUCUAGCGCGAACUUGGCCAAGAAUUUCCCUGAAGAGACUCGAAAUGCUCUCUUGAUUGGGAUGAUCUACUCCGGUGUAGCCACCAUCUUCAUCUCAUACUGCUCAGCAUGGUGCAUUCGUGUUACCUCGUCUACCACAUACUCCAUGGUCGGAGCUCUUAACAAGCUUCCUAUCGCCAUCAGCGGUCUCGUCUUCUUCUCUGCGCCUGUUACUCUUGGCAGUGUCUCCGCCAUUAUUAUCGGUUUCAUCAGUGGUAUCAUCUACACUUGGGCCAAGGUACGACAGUCGCAACUUGCCAAGAACUCGCUGCCCACCACACAACCAACGAUGAGCGCAAGCUCGCAGAGCAACCGCGAUGCGGCCAACUCUUAGAAGAAGGGAAAUGCAUGGAUGCUUUCUUUCAUCUACGACCCAAGCCGGCACUCCCUUAGGGUGGCAAAGGCACCUGGCUAAUUCGAACUUUAUGGAAUUUCAAACGGGCAUCGGACACUGCGAGACAGUCAAGAACCCACGCAACGGCCCUAUCACGUCUACGUUUACUGUAUAAUAUUUAAAAAACAAGCCAUUCCAUUCGAGUUGGUGUCAGAUGAAAAGGGGGGGCCGUUGAUUUCUGGUAUAGACUUUU
Molecule: messenger RNA, 1602 nt
Organism: Hypoxylon fragiforme
Lineage: Eukaryota; Fungi; Ascomycota; Sordariomycetes; Xylariales; Hypoxylaceae
Exons: 4
Coding region: 177-1349 (390 amino acids)
Cellular component (GO): Golgi apparatus
Molecular function (GO): GDP-mannose transmembrane transporter activity; antiporter activity
Source: RefSeq, a predicted model, not a curated record